AUGAAUUCAAAUGGGCCACUAAUCCACGUGACCAAACUGAAGCAGGAUUAUACGUACUACAAUUCCUGUGAGAGACCCAAGAAGAACAAUGAGUUUAUGGCGACCAGCAAAGCACUGAAAUUAAAGCACAAACUCCGACCUGAGACUGCAAAGAAACUUCUUAGUCUCAGUGACAGUAACAGUUCUGAAGAGAUCUAUACUGAGAGAGGCCGCCCUAAGCUAGAGAAGCAUAAAGACCCCAAGGACAGAUUCUCUCGGAAGUUUUUCUCUGAAGAGAAAUACCAUUAUUCACAAAAUUUACAGAUCGAACAAGAGCUUAAGAAUUUUAAGAAAGAAAUUGAAAUCAAAUUCAAGAAAUCAAACGUCAAUAAGCAGUACCAAUACCCUCGUGUUAAGUCAGGCGAGCUUACAGAAAAGGAACAGAGGGUUGAUGUGGGUAGCUUCAAGCUCCAAGCGCUUCAAGGGUCUCAGGUUAACAAUAAGUUUGCGAAAUAAACCGUAUAAAGUUCCCCUGAUUCUUGCGAAUAAGGAGUUUGAUGAUAAGAAUCCGACCCAAUUUCGGACGAUAGAUCACUGCGUGACCUACUCAUUAGAUAGUAGGGAAAAUAUUAAAGGAGAAACUAUAAACUUAGUCGUUGACCCCUUCCCAGAAGUGAAUAAGGAGAAGAACCCAGAGUCUAAGACUAGGAGAGAGAAAAAGAAGAAGAAAUAUCAGAAUAAGCUGUCUGCAUUGAUAAAGGGACUUAAUCCUUCUGCAUACAUUGAUAAAAGUAUCGCGAAUCAGUUCAUGUCUGUUGGUUCGGAGAUAAGCACCAUGAGUAAGCACAAGCAUUGCACUUCUUUGUACAAGAAGGAUGAUUCGGUUGGAUUUUCUUCAAACUUGUAUUUAUCAAAGCACAAUUCUCCAUCAAAGAAAAAGCCUAAAGUCACUAAGAAACCCAAACUCAGGCCAUCCCUUCAGAAGUACAAGAAAGAAGCAACUAAAUUUAAUUCUCCAUUAUCAAAGUUCCUCAAGAAGCACAAGGAUUAUAGACUGAAGAAGAGCUUACACCAGAGAAGCGUGGAUAUAGACACUGGGUAUACCGGAGAUAGUCUGGAUAGGAGCAGUGCCACCAAGCCUCCUCUGAUAGAUAAAAAGCAGUAUACCCAGACGCUGGUUGUUAACAGGAAUGAAGACCCAUUCACUACAGCCAGGUUACUCAAGGAGAAGUCUAAGAAGAAGUACCUUAACACUAAGAAGACUUACAAAAAUUCUACUAGACUCUCGUAUGUCUCUUAUCUGAAGAAUAACGGUGAAGUUAAACAUGUUUCCCUAGAUUUGGACAAGAAUUCCAGUAUUAAGAGGAAGAUUAAGUCUCCAAAGAUAUUGGUACAGUCUAGCUUCACUAAAACCUCUCCAAAUAUUCCAAAGGCAAAGACCAGACAGUUGAGCAAAUCCAAGGCUCUAAAGAAGAACAAAAGAGUUCUGACUAAAAAUUAUGAUAAGACCAAAGGAAAACUGUCUUCAAGGAGAACUCUGAAAACAAAUAGUACAAAUGGGUUCCUUUACAAUACAACUUCUGUCCCUAGUUCAGCGAAGAGCAGAAAUAACAGCAAGUGUUCUGUCAGAUACAACAGUAAAAUUGAAACUAAAUCAAAGCCAAUUACUCAGACAAUAAAUCCAAAGUACAAAUCUUCGAGAGGAAUCUCUGACCAGAUUGUUAGUCCAAAGUCUAAGACUAAGAAAAAGGGAGUGAAGAAGAGGAAUUAUCCUGGUUUACACUCUAAUCUUGGUAGCAAUCUCGUGAAGCACCCCUUCGCAAUGACCCCAGGGAUAAAAUCGACUUUGUCUAGUCUGAACAUGAGAAUACCAACUUCAAGCUCAUAUAAGAAUAUUAAUAUUUAAU
Messenger RNA from Moneuplotes crassus, 1886 nucleotides. The record is from the annotation of a GenBank genome assembly. NCBI's taxonomy places the organism in Eukaryota, Ciliophora, Spirotrichea, Euplotida, Euplotidae.